This is a messenger RNA of Diabrotica virgifera virgifera (western corn rootworm), 3724 nucleotides long. RefSeq names its product proliferation-associated protein 2G4. Lineage: Eukaryota; Metazoa; Arthropoda; Insecta; Coleoptera; Chrysomelidae. The record is from RefSeq and is a predicted model, not a curated record. Bases 77 to 1243 code for a protein of 388 amino acids. The transcript is spliced from 6 exons.
GACGUCUGUCAAUGUGUCAAUUUCAGUUUUGCGCGUCUUGUGAUGGCACCACUGACUAGUCGUAUACAGGUAAAUUAUGGCGGACGAAAAAGAUGUGGUCGAAAAAACGAUUGCCGAAGACUUGGUGGUUACCAAGUAUAAAAUGGCAGGAGAAAUUGUUAACAGAGUUUUAAAACAAGUUAUAGACAAAUGUAUACCCGGUGCAUCCAUAAGGGAAAUUUGUGAAUACGGAGACCAGCUACUGCUUGAUGAAACCAAUAAGGUUUUUAAAAAAGAAAAGGAAUUGAAGAAAGGCAUUGCUUUUCCCACUUGUGUAUCUGUAAACAACUGUAUAUGUCACUUUUCUCCUGUUCCAAGCGAAUCUGAUUUAGUUCUAAAGGAAGAAGAUGUGGCAAAAGUUGAUUUGGGAGCUCAGAUAGAUGGUUUCAUAGCAGUAGUGGCUCACACAAUAAUUGUAGGUUCAUCUAACAACAAAAAGGUCACUGGAAGAAAAGCAGAUGUCAUCCUCGCAGCACAUUAUGCUUCACAAGCUGCUCUUAGGCUUCUAAAGCCUGGAAAUGAAACCUAUGCCAUCACCGAAGCUGUACAAAAAGUUGCUGAAUCAUAUAAGUGCAAGCCAGUCGAAGGUAUGUUGAGUCAUCAACUGAAACAAUUUAAAAUUGAUGGUGAGAAGACCAUAAUUCAAAACCCCAACGAUGCACAGAAAAAAGAACAUGAGAAAUUUGAAUUAGACAAACAUGAAGUAUAUGCUAUGGAUGUUUUAAUCAGUACAGGCGAAGGAGUAGGAAAAGAAGCUGACACUAGAGUUUCUGUCUAUAAGAAAACAGAUGAAAUCUAUCAAUUGAAACUCAAAGCAUCAAGAAUGUUCUAUACUGAAGUGAGGACGAAGUAUGGAAAUAUGCCUUUCAAUUUAAGGAAUUUCCAAGAUGAGACAAAAGCAAAAAUGGGAGUUGUUGAAUGUGUAAAGAAUAAGUUGAUAGAACCUUUCCAAGUCUUAUAUGAAAAACCAGGAGAAAUUGUGGCACACUUCAAAUUCACAGUUCUGUUAAUGCCAAACGGGCCCCAUAAAAUCACAGGACUGCCCUUGGACCCUGAAUUGUACAAAUCAGAACAUUCAAUAGUCGACCCAGAACUUAAAUCGAUCCUCAACAGUUCUGCCAACCCUAAAGCUGCCAAAAAGAAAAAGAAGAAGUCUGAAAGUUCCUCGGAUCCACAACCAAUGGAAGUCGAAGCAGCUGCUUAGAAGGAUCACUACAAAAAUAAAUGAAUUUCAGAUUUUUAUAAAUGCUUUUUCAUUUCACAUUUCGAUUACCAAAUGGUUUGGUUACACAGAAACCAAAGGUGUCAUCUACUCUAAAUCUCACUGGCCAAAUGCCUUAUUUGUCAAAGGACUGUGUCCUUUUUGUACAGUUACUAUUUACUAACAAACCACGGGCAGUUUUGUAACGUUUUACACCUACUAAAAUAAUUCAAAAAGUUUCUCGUUUUCUGUCUUUAAAUCAUGUUUUAUCCCAAUAUACCAAAUAGACAGUAGUGGUUAUUUUGAUUGUCAAUUAUACAGUUAAGGAGAACCGAUGUCAGCUAAAAUUUUAUUAUCAAUACAGCACUGUUACUCAUAAGGAUCGGAACAGCAAGCGAAUUAUAGAUCAUAAUGAUCAAAAUAAGAUAUUGUCUCAAGAAGAAAGGGAGCUCAAGUUCAAGUUAAAGUAUACACAUAGUUGUACUUAGGGACCGUUCAAGUAUUACGUAACGCCGGUUGGGGGGGGGGGGGGGUCAAAAAUCUUCAAAAAUUGCGUUACGCAAUAGUUAAACUCCCAUAAGAGUGCGUUACGGAGGGGGGUAGGGGGGUUAAAAAUCUUCAAAAAUCGCGUUACAUAAUACUUGAACGCUCCCUUAACACUUUCAGCUCGGGGCCAAUAUACAUACUUAUCUCAUGUGGCACUUUUAUACAGUGAUUGGAAAAUUGUUGAAAUGUAAACAUGGUAGCCAUGUCAAUGGCACCUCAUUGAUAACAGUCUUAAAACGGAAGCCAUGUCGGCGGACUUAAAAGUGUUAAGCCAUAUUCAUAAUUCAUAUAGUAUCCAACAAAAUAGAAAUAAAAGAAGUUGAGACUGAGACUAAUGUGAAGAUGAGGAUGUAGUUUAUGAUUAAAUGGUAGGGAUGUACAGUAAUCUCUCUUCAACCACAGGGGUUACGUUCUGAAGAGAAAGGUGCGGUUGGUGAAACCGGGGUUGGCGAGGGAUCCAUGAUUCAAAGAAGAAUAUGACAUAUAAUCCCAAUUUGAAUACGUAUAUUACUACAUACAUAGAAAGAAAUAUGAUGAAAUUGCGUAUCUGUGAAAUAGUAUUAUCAUAUCAACAAAAAUAAAGGCGCUGAGAUCGCGUCUACACUUUUGGGUAUUUUAAACCUUCCGAACUAUAAACAAAUUGCCGUAGUAUUACUACUAAGAACAAGCGCCAGUGGCGUAUCAUGAGUAAUUUAACGCGACUGUUCAAAUUAUAAAAAUAAUAAAAGAUUCUCAUUAAAGAUUCAACAGAUAUCGCAACCGCGGUUGAUGAGUCCGCGGAUAACGAGGGAUUACUGUAUAUCAAAUAAACUGUUUCAGAGCAGCUAUCUCUAAAAUCCAGAUUGCUGAUCUGUCACAGAGAUGGCACUUGAAGAAGAUAGCUCCUUAUUACCAAGGACAGUUAAAUAUUGUUUAUAUGGGAUUAGCCACAGUUGAUUGUAAUGAUGAAUUACAUUGUUGUCUAAAAAUAUUGAUGUUUUGUUUUUCACUUCAGAAAUUUAGACAUGCCACAAGAAACAGUUGCAGAACCAUACUAAAGAUAGUAUUUUUUCCAGGAUUUUAAUACAUAAUAUUCUUGAAGUUUGACCAAUCUGUAAAAUGAAUUAUCUUGAAGAAUCAUCAUAAAUAUGGAAUGAAUUCAGUAGAACUUUUUCUUUUAGCUUCAUCUGAAUACAUCAAAGAAACACUGCUGUUUAUCUGUUGUAAUGAACCGUAACUUCCAAUUUUUUGUUUGAUAAAAGUUAGGAUAUGUUAAGAUUAGGUUAUAUUAUUUAACUUGUUUACGUUUUAAUCUAAAAAUACAAUUUAAUCAUUUUUAAGUAGAAAGUGCAAAAAAUAUAUACUCAUCCUAUUUUGUAAAAUAUAUUAUAUAUUUAUAAUAUAUUUUAUAUUUGAAUAUAAAAUAUAUUAUAACAUAUAUUUGAAUGUUGGAUGAUUUUUUAAUAUUCUGUUGGAAAUAAAAAAUAUUCUUUAGUUGAAAUUUUCUUCCCCUUAUUUAACGCUGAAUAGCUUUAGAUUUGGAGGUCGAAAUGUCAAACAAAGAAUUUAUUUUCGUAAACAAGCCAUUUAACAUUUACUUCCGCUUCUUUUUUAUUUCAAUUAAAAUUAUCUACAUUUUGAUUAAUUUAAUAUUAGUCUUUGGUUUCUGUAAAUAAAAUUUCGUAUUUAGUUUAUACUAAUUUUGUAACUAAUUUAAUUUCAACAAUCUGGCAGUAAAAUUUAUCGGAUGUUAUUUAUACUCAGUCUCCUAGCAUUGAUAAGAUUUUUUAUCUGUAAUAAUGUAAUAAUUUUUAAUCUUGAACUAGAUAAACCCUUUUGUUUUUAUUGUUUAAUAAAAAAAUAGUUGGUUAAUCAUCUUAAGAUGUAUGACACAUUGUACUAAAUUUUAGAAAGCUGUAAAAAGCGACGAAAAUAAAUGAGGUAUUUUGAAUUCUUUAA